Molecule: messenger RNA, 8720 nt
Organism: Punica granatum (pomegranate)
Lineage: Eukaryota; Viridiplantae; Streptophyta; Magnoliopsida; Myrtales; Lythraceae
Source: RefSeq, a predicted model, not a curated record
UCUCUCUGAGGACAUUGCGGAUCGGUUCCUCUCUCUCUCUCUCUGUCUCUGUCUGAGUAUAGCAUAAACCUCCGUCGGUCUCACUCUCUCUCUCUCUCUCUCUCUCUCUCUCCAUCUCCGAUCUCCUCGCCGUUGAACAGGAACUGGUCGCCCCUCCGAACUUCCUCCUCCGCCUCUAUUCUAGGGUUCCCAUUCAGCUUACAAUGACGCCAUGCUCGCGGCCUCCCCCUGCCCUCCCCAAUUCCGCGCCUUCCAUGAGCUGAUCGACCACCCCUCCCUCCUCCCACCCGGUGAUCGGUCCUCCCUUCGGAAUGGCGGCCUCCUCCGCCGCCAAGUUCCUCUUUGGCUUUCUCCUCCUCUCGAUCGUGCUCUGGCUCCUCUUCAUAUUUGCUUCGAGAUUAGUAGCUUGGGCUUUGAGCCGGGUAGUUGGAGCCUCUGUUGCUUUCCGAGUUGGUGGAUGGAAAUGCUUACAGAAUAUUGUGGUGAAGUUUAAAAAGGGUCCUAUUGAAUCUGUAUCUGUUGGUGAGAUCAAAGUCAGUUUGCGGCAAUCCCUGGUCAAACUUGGGGCUGGUUUUCUCUCAAGGGAUCCUAAGCUACAAAUUUUAAUAUGUGACUUGGAAAUUAUAAUGAGGUCGUCCAGUACGAGUAAACAGAAGGCCAAGAAAAGCAAGAGAUCCAAGGGCAGUUCAGGCCGGGGAAAGUGGAUGGUUGUAGCCAACGUGGCUAGGUUUUUGUCUGUAUCAAUAACUGACUUGGCUGUGAAGACACCCAAGGCUACUGUUGAAGUUAAGGAGCUGUCUGUGGACAUAUCUAAAGAGGGUGGUUCAAAGCCUAAUGUGAUUGUUAAACUACAAAUAUUGCCGAUUAUUAUCCAUCUCGGAGAACCAAGACUAAGUUGUGAUCAACCACCUGGCUUUGAUAAUGAAGGAUAUCACUUUUCUAACCUGACAUCCUCUGCCUUAUUGGAAAGGUCCUCUGCUUCCUCUGCUCCUUUUAUCUGCGAGGAAUUGCAUCUUUCCUGUGAGUUUGGUCAUGACAGGGAAGCAGGUAUAUGUAUCAAGAACGUAGAAAUUCAGUGCGGAGAGGUCACAGUGAAUCUAAACGAGACAAUGUUAUCAAAAAGCAAAAGCUCAUCCACGGUUCCCUCUCAGACAGAUACCGUUCAUAUUGUUGAUUCAGUGGCCGCUAAAAAGCCGAACAAAAAAGAAGCAGCUGUAGCAGCACUUGCGAAGAAAGCUCCCAUGAUUCCUGAGCAGGUUUCUUUCAGUUUACCAAAGCUGGAUGUUAAGUUUGUCCAUCGGGAGCAUAAUCUUUCCCUUGAGAACAGAAUUAUGGGAAUUCAGUUGAGAUGCACGAAAUCACGAUCUACUGAAGAUCUGGGGGAGAGUACACGCCUUGAUGUCCAGAUGGAUUUCAGUGAGAUUCAUCUUCUCAGAGAAUCUAGCACAUCUGUUCUGGAGAUUCUCAAGGUUGACAUUCUCUCGUUAGUAUACCUUCCUAUUGAGCCUACCUCGCCUGUAAGAGCUGAAGUAGAUAUUAAGCUGGGAGGCACACAAUGUAAAGUAUUGUUGGGUAGAUUAAAGCCAUUGUUGGAUAUCCAAUCCUCUAAGAAGAAGAAAAUGGUGCUUCGGGACGGGAGUGCUACAUCAGUGAAGUCAUCGCCGUCGGAGCCUAAAAUCAUUAUGUGGACCUGUACUGUCUCAGCUCCUGAGAUGACUAUUGUGCUUUACAGCAUCACCAAUGUGCCUCUUUAUCAUGGCUGCUCACAAUCCUCGCACCUUUUUGCAAAUAAUGUUUCAAAUACUGGAACUGCUGUUCACAUGGAACUGGGUGAGUUGAAUCUUUACGUGGAAGAUGAGUAUCAAGAAUGCUUGAAAGAAAACCUUUUUGGUGUUGAAGCGAAUUCUGGUGCCCUAAUGAAUGUAGCCAAGGUCAGUCUCGAUUGGGGCAAAAAGGAGGUAGAACCAACAGAAGCAGAUGCAUCUAGAUCUAAAUUGGCCCUCUCUGUUGAUGUGACUGGUAUGGGUGUUUCUUUCUCUUUCAAACGUGUGGAAACACUAGUAUCCACUGCUUUAUCUUUUAAAGCACUCCUCAAAAGUCUGGCAGCUUCUAAAAAGAAGUCAACAGAGAGCCAUGGGCCCCGUCCGCCCUCAUCUGGGAAGGGGACUCGACUCAUAAAGUUCAACCUUGAAAGGUGUUCAGUAUGUUUUUGUGGUGAGGCAGGAUUGGAAACUUCAACUAUUGCAGAUCCUAAGCGCGUGAACUAUGGGUCACACAGUGGUCGAAUUGUAUUUAGUGAAUGUCCUGAUGGAACCCCACGAACUGCUACUAUAAUGUCCACUGUUGGAGAUGGCAAGAACUUGAAGUACUCUGUUUGUCUUGAUAUUUUUCACUUUAGUGUGUGCCUGAACAAGGACAAACAGUCCACUCAGAUGGAGCUAGAAAGAGCCAGAACAGUUUAUGAAGAACUCUUGGAGGAUAACCAGUCGUCUUGUGCAAAAGUGACAUUGCUUGACAUGCAGAAUUCUAAGUUUGUUCGCCGUGCAGGUGGCCAUAAGGAGAUCUCUGUGUGCUCCCUUUUUAGUGCUACUGAUAUUGCAGUCAGGUGGGAGCCUGAUGUACACUUGGCUUUAGUCGAUAUUGGUCUGCGUGUGAAAUCACUUAUGCAAAAGCAAAAGCUUCAACAACCAGAAGAUGUCUCUGGUGCAGGUAAUAUUGAUAAAAGCAAAGAAGUAAGCAUGGAACCAGGGCAAAGUGCAAAAAGCAAGAAGAAGGAAUCAAUAUUUGCUGUAGAUAUUGAAAUGCUGACAAUAUCUGCUGAGGCUGGGGAUGGGGUUGAAGCACUGGUUCAAGUUCAUUCUAUUUUCUCUGAGAAUGCCCGCAUUGGAGUACUUCUUGAAGGACUCAUGCUUAGUUUCAAUGGGGCAAGAAUUUUUAAAAGCAGUCGAAUGCAGGUUUCCCGUAUACCUAGUGUCUCAACUGAUUCAUCUGAUGCAAAAUCGCCUGGUGUUACCACGUGGGACUGGGUGAUUCAAGGCCUUGAUGUUCAUAUAUGUAUGCCAUUCAGGUUAGAGUUACGUGCCAUUGACGAUGCUGUCGAGGAUAUGUUGCGAGCUCUGAAGCUUAUUGUUGCGGCCAAAACCAAACUCUUGUUCCCGUCGAAGACUGAGAGCUCGAAACCAAAAAAGCCUAGUUCUGUGAAACUAGGAUGCGUCAAAUUUUGUAUAAGGAAGCUGACUGCGGAUAUCGAGGAAGAGCCAAUUCAGGGUUGGCUUGAUGAACGGUAUAGACUCAUGAAGAAUGAGGCUUGUGAGUUAGCUGUCAGGUCAAAGUAUCUUGAUGAACUAGCAAAGGGCAACUUGCGUCCUAGAGGUGCAGAUGUUAGCGAUGGUUCACUUGAAAGGAAGCUUUCCUUUGAUGGAUUGGAGAUAGAUGCACAAGAUCCUUCCUCUAUUCGCAAGAUUGAAGAAGAACUAUACAGGCGGUCAUUUCGUUCUUAUUUUCAGGCAUGCCAAAACUUGAAACUUUCUGAGGGCUCUGGGGCAUGUAGGACAGGAUUUCAGGCUGGCUUUAAGUUUAGUGCCAGCAGGACUUCACUUUUUUCCAUUUCCGCAACAGAGUUGGAUUUAACCUUAACUAGCAUUGAGGGGGGUGAUACUGGGAAGAUAGAGGUUCUCAAGAAGCUUGAUCCAGUUUGUGGAGAAAAUAAUAUACCAUUUGCUCGGCUUUAUGGGAGUAAUCUCCUCUUGCGCACAGGUUCCCUUACUGUUCAGAUAAGGGAUUAUACGUAUCCUCUUUUAUCAGCUACCUUGGGUAGAUGUGAGGGCCGUCUCAUUAUGGCUCAGCAGGCUACACCUUUCCAGCCCCAGAUGCAACAAGAUGUCUAUGUUGGGAGAUGGAGAAAAGUACGAAUGUUUCGUUCACUAACUGGGACCACUCCACCAGUGAAAACAUUCACGGAUUUGCCUAUAUAUUUCCAGAAGGGAGAAGUGUCCUUUGGAGUGGGAUAUGAACCAUCUUUUGCUGAUCUGAGCUAUGCUUUUACUGUGGCACUGCGCAGGGCUAAUCUUAGCGUUAGGAAUCCCAAAGGUAUGGUCUUGCCCCCUAAGAAAGAAAAGAGUUUGCCAUGGUGGGAUGAAAUGAGAAACUACAUGCAUGGAAACAUCAGCUUGUUCUUCUCAGAGACACGGUGGCAUAUUCUAGGAACAACCGAUCCUUACGAAAAGCUUGACAAACUUCAAGUCAUUUCCAAUUAUAUGGAGAUACAACAGUCAGAUGGCCGUGUUUAUGUGUCUGCAAAAGAUUUCAAAAUCUACUUGAGCAGUUUGGAGAGUUUGGGGAAGAAUCGGAGCUUGAAAGUCCCUGCUAGUAUGUCUUAUCCCUUCGUAGCGACACCAUCUUUUACUGUUGAAGUACUCAUGGAUUGGGAAUGUGCUUCUGGGACUCCCCUCAACCAUUACCUGUUUGCACUUCCCAAUGAGGGUAAACCACGGGAAAAAGUGUUUGAUCCCUUUAGAUCUACUUCACUCUCCCUCCGGUGGAACUUUUCUCUUAGACCUGUUCUACCAUCUGAGAAACAUUAUUCGUCCGGAAUUGGUGACGCUGCUAUUGAUCAAACAGUCAUGGGUUCUCAGAAGCCUGAAGAUGUUUUGUCUGCUUCACCCACAUUCAACGUUGGUGCUCAUGACCUGGCAUGGCUAAUCAAGUUUUGGAAUUUGAAUUAUCUCCCCCCUCACAAGUUGCGUGCUUUCUCUCGAUUUCCUCGUUUUGGAAUCCCCAGGGUACCAAGGUCCGGGAACCUGUCCCUAGACAGAGUGAUGACAGAGUUCAUGUUAAGGAUCGAUGCAACACCCACCUGUAUAAAGCAUGUCUCUUUGUUUGACGAUGAUCCUGCCAAAGGCCUUACAUUUAAAAUGACCAAAGUGAAGCAUGAAAUGUGUUUCAGUCGGGGCAAGCAAAAAUUUACAUUCGAAUGCAAGCGUGAACCUCUCGAUCUAGUCUACCAGGGUCUUGACCUUCACAUGCCCAAGGCAUUCUUGGAUAAAGAGGCUGAAGCUCGGGGCGAUAUGCCAAAAAUAGGUAGUAUGGCAGGGAAAGCUUCACAUUCUGCUCUCAUGGAUAGAGUUCCCAGUGAGAAGGGGAACUAUGCCAGUAGUAGCAAAGAGAAGUGUGCUGAUGAUGGAUUCUUGUUAUCGUCUGAUUACUUCACAAUAAGAAGGCAGGCCCCAAAGGCUGAUCCUGCCAGGUUAAUAGCGUGGCAAGAAGCUGGAAGAAAGAACCCUGAGAUGACAUAUGUGAGGUCUGAGUUUGAAAAUGGAAGUGAAAGUGAUGAUCAUGCACGUUCUGAUCAGAGUGAUGAUGAUGGUUACAAUGUGGUAAUUGCUGACAACUGUCAGCGUGUAUUUGUCUAUGGAUUGAAGCUUUUGUGGAACAUUGAGAACAGAGAUGCUGUUUGGUCUUGGGUUGGUGGAUUAUCUAAAGCAUUUGAGCCUGCAAAACCUUCUCCUUCUAGGGUUUAUGCCCAAAGAAAGCUGCAUCAGGAAACCCCCAGUGAUGAUGGUGCUGAAAUUCCCCAGAAUGAUGCGAAUAAGGCAUCUUCUCCCUCUCAACCUCCAGAGAGUUCAGGAUCACUUUCAUCCCCCUCACAGGCGGUUAAGGUGGAGAAGUCAGUAUCAGCUGCUAUUUCAUCCCCAUCUCACCCAGUUAAAAUGGAGAAUGCUGCAUCAGCUGCUGUUUCAUCCCCAUCUGAUACAGCAAAGAUGGAGGCAGCAUUUGCUGCUAUUGGAAGAAAUGGAAGUAAUAAUGAUUCUGAGGAGAAGGAGGGAACACGCCAUUUUAUGGUUAAUGUUUAUGAGCCACAGUUCAAUCUUCACUCUGAAGAAGCCAAUGGUAGAUUUCUUCUUGCUGCUGUUAGUGGUCGUGUUUUAGCCAGAUCAUUUCAUUCUGUUCUCCAUGUCGGUUUGGACAUGAUCGAACAAGCACUUGGAUCUGAGACUCCAAAUAUCCGUGAAUGUCAACCUGAAAUGACGUGGAAACGCAUGGAGCUCUCUGUGAUGUUAGAGCGGGUGCAAGCCCAUGUAGCGCCCACUGAUGUUGAUCCAGGAGCUGGACUUCAAUGGCUGCCUAAGAUCCAUAAAAACUCCGCGAAAGUGAAGCGAACUGGUGCGCUGCUUGAAAGAGUUUUUAUGCCUUGUGAUAUGUAUUUCCGAUACACUAGGCACAAAGGUGGGACGCCUGAUUUAAAGAUGAAGCCCUUGAAGGAGCUUACUUUUAAUUCUCACGAUAUCACGGCAACAAUGACAUCCCGUCAGUUUCAGGUUAUGCUGGAUGUAUUGACCAACCUUCUUUUUGCACGACUCCCCAAGCCUCGAAAAAGUAGCUUGACGUACCCUGUUGAUGACGACGAGGAUGUUGGGGAAGAGGCAGAUGAGGUUGUUCCUGAUGGGGUGGAAGAGGUAGAACUUGCAAAAAUCAACCUGGAGAAGAAAGAGCGAGAACAGAAAGUGAUUAUUGAUGACAUUAGGAAACUGUCUCACUGCUGUGAUACUUCUUCGGACCCAAAUCGAGAGGAGGGAGAUUUGUGGAUGAUAAAUAGUGGGACCGCUGCAUUGGUGCAAGGAUUGAAAAGAGAGCUUGUAAAUGCACAAAAAUCUAGGAAGGCAGCAUCUUCCGAGCUAAGGAUGGCCCUGCAAAAAGCAGCUCAGCUUCGGCUAAUGGAGAAGGAGAAGAACAAAAGUCCCUCCUAUGCAAUGCGCAUAUCCUUACAAAUCACCAAAGUAGUUUGGGGUAUGCUCAUAGAUGGCAAAUCAUUUGCUGAGGCAGAGAUAAAUGACAUGAUAUAUGACUUUGACCGAGAUUACAGAGAUGUUGGGGUUGCACUGUUUACAACAAAGUACUUUGUGGUUAGGAAUUGCUUGCCAAAUGCAAAAUCUGACAUGCUUUUGUCAGCAUGGAAUCCUCCGCCUGAAUGGGGAAAAAAGGUUAUGCUUCGUGUGGAUGCGAAGCAAGGAGCUCCUAAAGAUGGACAUUCUCCUCUUGAACUUUUCCAGGUGGAGAUUUAUCCACUAAAGAUCCAUUUGACAGAAACAAUGUACAGAAUGAUGUGGGAGUACUUCUUUCCAGAAGAAGAACAAGAUUCUCAACGGCGACAGGAAGUCUGGAAGGUCUCAACAACUGCUGGCUCGAAACGUGUCAAGAAAGGGUCAUCAAUCCAUGAAGCUUCGACCUCACUGGGCCUUUCAAUAAGAGAAUCGGAUAUCCCUGAUUCUUUACAAGCAUCAAAAUUACCUAAAUUUGUCGAGGGCACAACGCCAGAGUUGAGAAGAACAUCUUCUUUUGACAGAACUUGGGAAGAGACAGUAGCAGAAUCUGUUGCGAAUGAACUUGUUUUACAGUCCAUGACUUCUGGGAAGAGUGGACCACUGGGUUCAGUUGAGCAGCAAGAUGAAUCUUCUAAAAAGAAAGACUUCCGACCCAAAUCUGGUCGUUCAUCACAUGAAGAGAAGAAGGUCGGUAAAUCAAAUGAAGAGAAGAAAACUAGACCAAGGAAGUUGAUGGAAUUUCAUAAUAUCAAGAUCAGUCAGGUAGAGUUGUUGGUAACUUAUGAAGGAUCAAGGUUUGUUGUGAAUGAUCUUAAGCUGCUCAUGGACACAUUCCACCGUGUCGAGUUCACUGGCACUUGGAGAAGACUCUUCUCACGGGUGAAGAAGCACAUAAUCUGGGGGGUCCUCAAGUCGGUUACAGGGAUGCAGGGUAAGAAGUUCAAAGAUAAAGCGCACAGCCACAAGGAGCAGAAUGUGACCAGUGUCCCAGACAGCGAGUUAAUGUUAAGUGACAAUGAAGGAAGUGGGUUGGGUGGCGAGAAGAAUGACCAGAAUCCACUGACAUGGCCCAAGCGCACCGGUGAUGUGGCAGGUGAUGGCUUCGUCACCUCCAUAAGGGGUCUAUUCAACACGCAAAGAAGGAAGGCCACGAAGUUUGUGCUGAGGACUAUGAGGGGUGAAGAGAACGACGACCGAGACUGGAGUGAGAGCGAUGUUGAGUACUCCCCCUUUGCUCGCCAGCUAACCAUCACCAAGGCUAAGCGCCUCAUAAGGCGGCACACCAAGAAGUUCCGGUCCAGACAGAAAGGAGGUUCCUCUUCUCAAGGAAGAGACUCUCUUCCGUCAUCCCCAAGGGAGACCACUCCAUUUGAGAGCGAUUCUUCGAGCGGAUCCUCACCGACCUAUGAAGAUUUCCACGAGGUAUAACUUAAACAACCAACUGGAGCACUGAAAAACUCUCUCCCCGAUGCAAAGCCCCCGUGGCAUGAGGAUCGCACGGAGAAAGUUCUAUAACUUGAAUCAUCGGAUCAGACGAUUGUUUCUCUGCUCCUCUGCGAUGAAGAUAAAGCAAGAAGUUACAAUAAGAGUCAUAGAUCCUUGCCUUGACCUGAAACAAGGGAUAAGGAGGAUUACACGUACACUUCAGGCUAGGUCCCGACCGCCUAAUUCGGUGGAAGGAGAGCCCCCUGCUUUCUCCACGCAUGAAAUUUUCACUCUGCAAUAAGCUUAUUUAUCGGUUGUAUAUCUGUGCCUGAAUGUUGGCUUAUUUAAGUCGUAGUAGUAAUAUUAUACGAGCUCGUGGGAUCCGCAAGAUAAAAGGUUGUAAAAAAUAACAAUUUUGUAUAGAGAUUUGAAACUUGAAUGGCAAGAAAUUGAAUAAAGUUGCAGUAAGCUGUA